Durusdinium trenchii is the source of this 306-nucleotide messenger RNA. The record is from the annotation of a GenBank genome assembly. NCBI's taxonomy places the organism in Eukaryota, Dinophyceae, Suessiales, Symbiodiniaceae.
AUGGUGGCGGUUCGUGCUUGCCGCCGGAAAGGUCACAAGAUGGACUUUGCAGGCUUCAUGGACGCCAUCGCACCGCUGUUGACAGCUGCCGAGCCGACCCAGGAAAGUGUGAGAAGAGCCUGGCGCUUGUUGGAUGAGAACCGUAAGGGCCACCUGGACAUAGAGGAUCUGAGCCGGGCUGUGCAUAAUUUCGGCCUGGAACUAUCCGUGGAGGAGCUCCGAGACAUGGUCGCGUAUUGUGAUGGCAACGGCAGUGGCGAGAUCACCUUCGAUGAGUUCUACCAGAUGCUGUCCCGCAACCAAUGA